Penicillium pulvis is the source of this 1080-nucleotide messenger RNA. RefSeq lists its product as uncharacterized. The transcript is spliced from 4 exons. Lineage: Eukaryota; Fungi; Ascomycota; Eurotiomycetes; Eurotiales; Aspergillaceae. The record is from RefSeq and is a predicted model, not a curated record. The coding region runs from base 1 to 1080 and encodes 359 amino acids.
AUGGAUUCAAAUCAGAAUUCAGAGGUUAAUUCUACCUGGCAUAUCUAUGUGGGAACAAUUGCUACUGUUGUCCCUGCUACCAUUGCGGUUGCUUUGAGAUUUACUGCGAGACAUGUCUCAGGUGCUGGGUUCUGGUGGGAUGAUUAUACUAUCGCGAUGUCAUUAGUCGUUAACUGGGCUAUGGCAGCUCUACGAUGGGCACAAAUUUUGCUGCAUUAUUAUGGUCCUGACGGUAAUGUCCUACCUCCAGAGAAAGUCCAUGGAUUCGGAAAGAUCUUCAUGGCGAUUCAAUUGGUAUACACCCUCAAUGCCGUCCUCACCAAAACUUCUCUCCUUCUUCUAUAUUACCGUAUCUUUGGAGUAGUUCGAUACUUCCGCUGGGCUCUUUGGGUGGCUGGAGCUGUGGUGAUCGCUUGGUGUAUUGCGAGCACCCUUGGUAUCUUUUUUGGAUGUUCGCCUAUUGCCAAAAUCUGGGAUCCUAGUCUACCAGGGAAAUGCAUUAACAUUGGGGCCUUCGGACGCUGGACCGGCGUGGCCAACCUCCUCAUUGAUGUCUUGAUUCUUUGCCUUCCUUAUCCAAUGGCCUGGAGAUUGCAGACUAGCGUGCGGCAAAAGGUCACUCUGAGUGGUAUGUUUCUUUUGGGAACCUUUGUCUGCAUCAUUUCUAUUCUCCGGGUGACAAGUUUUAAGUACGACUCACUCGAAUAUAGUUCCUAUAAGAACAUUGAGCCAGCGACUUGGUCUUCUGUUGAGCAAUCGGUGGGCAUUAUCUGUGCUUGUCUGCCUACUUUACGUCCCCUUUUCAGGUGGCUUUCUGGUAGUUUAAGAAAGGAUACAAAGAGUAGAGACAGUGCUUUGUCGGAUUUCCCAAAGCGAGCUCCUUUGUCUCGCCGUGUGGCUAUCGUGGAUGAAGAAAACGCAUGGGGACUUGAAGAUCCUCCCGUGCAAGAGGAGAUUGAGCAGAUCGUUGAGAACCGAAACGAACAGGAUAGACCAUUGUCACAGCAAACAGUGGAGACCACUAUUUCUCAAGACUCUAUACAGGGUCAGCCUGAAGCUCGACCUGAGUCUUUUGCAUAG